Molecule: messenger RNA, 2513 nt
Organism: Gasterosteus aculeatus aculeatus (three-spined stickleback)
Lineage: Eukaryota; Metazoa; Chordata; Actinopteri; Perciformes; Gasterosteidae
Source: RefSeq, a predicted model, not a curated record
UUAGGUGACACUUCGACAUGGGGCAGCCUGUACUCGACCCCUGAGGAUCCUCCCUCUGUUGUGUGGAUUUGGUGGAGCCGCCUAGAACCACGCGGUUCCACGGGCUACUGGGCAGGAGAACGAGAGACCAGAAGAUCAGUGGCUCGUCUCCCCAUUAUCCGUGUGCCAGAGGUUCUCAUAGGAUUGUUCUGCGAAGGCAACCGUGGAAACAACUGGAGAGACUUGCCGUCUGACUCGCCGGUGGGCAGAUGUUUGUUGUGACGCCGCUGGUGUGGAUCCCCGUGCUGAAAGAAGCAGAGGAGGAAACGCUGCAGUGAGGGAGGCUUAUGUCAGGAAUGAUGCAACCGUUUCCCUUUAAAACACCCACAAAGAUCUCGCUGAUAACAGCUGGCGCACAUUGUACUUUGACCCCUGCGGCUCUGUGAGUGGAGAAGGAUCACGCUUCACAUUUGGACUAACUCAGCUUGCCGCUGUGGAGCACCAUGUCAACUUCCGUACAGGUCGAGCCGUUCACGGAGACACGGUACGGAGGAGUCGGCCGCUGCAAGUGCUCCUUCUGGAUGGCGGUGGUCCACGACGUGGUCGGCCUCUUCAUCAUGAUGGUGGGCGUGUUUGCAGGGCUGGUCAUCCACGAUUUGUUCAUCUACGCGGGGGCCAUCAUGAUCUUCCUCAGCCUGAUCUGGUGGGUGUUCUGGUACUCGGGGAACAUCGACGUGCCCCCGGAGGAGCUGGAGGACGACGUGGGCAUUAUCAAGCUGAAGGAGCUCGGACUGGGCCGGGCGGCGAGACCCGUGUCUGAGCGCUUCACCAGCAGGAUCAGGAACUCUUUCGGGAAGAACGGCUGGAACAUCGGGGGAAGCAACAGGCCCGCCAUGGAGGUGUCACUCUCCACUAUCUACAACUCCGCCAUGGCCGCCUCUUCUAAAGGACCCGCGAGAGAGCCAUUGGCCAUAUGAAGUGACCUGUUCACCACAGACUGAACUUGGAUCUAUACGUUUGUUUAUUCUGUCUCUGUGUUUGCGCCGCUAACGUGCACCGAUAAUGAUUUGACAGCGUGGAGUGUUGUCUAGAUAACGUCCACAUGUUCUUAUCCAGCCGAUAAGAAGUAAACCUUGCACACUAUUACAAAGUGCAGAAAAUUGUUUUAUUUAGAAACCACAUGGCCACAUCAGUCAUGUUGUGUUGAUUCACAGAUAUUGCACAGUAGGGAUAUGAGUGUUAAUAGAAAAAUAAAGGCUGUAAUAAGGGACUUUUAUGAUGAGGCUGAUUGUGUGACUGGGAUAUUUAUAGCUGCUUUUUUGCAGCCAAGAGAAGUCACGCAUUUCUUACUUAUUCAUUUUAAUACCUUUUAUAAUUGAAGCUAUAAUCUAACUUGUGUAACAUGUUUCAAUGCCAUCUGUCUGGAGGGUUUUCAGUCUAACAAGCUGAUUGCUUAUUUUCAAUGCAGUUGAAUAUUGGAUAUGCUUAUCGAAUGCAUUUAUCAUUGAUAAAUAAUGUUGCUUUUCUGUGCUAUGUAUGACCUCCCACCAAAAAAAGAUCUAAAAUGAGUGGUAACUCUCCAACAUGUAUCAGCUCACGUAGGUACAGACUUUCCACUUCACUCUGCUCGCCCCAGGUGGUCCCUUCCCAUGAACCCUAAUCUGUCUGAACCGCAGGGACACCAGUUACCCCUGUGAUCCCAAUGGAGAUUUAAUGGUAUGAUAAUAAUAAUGGUAGUUCAGGUAUUUAAUGCCUCUAUGUGGCUACCUGUUUCAGUCACGGUGGUCUCAGGUAUUUUGAGGUCUCGGCGGCCGUCCUCGGCUUGGCAGCGUCCCAGACACCGCUUUUCGACUUGAAAUUGCUUUAGUUUUCAAGUUAUUUGAAGUUCUGGUCUGAAAGACAUAUUCAUAGAAAAAGUCAAUUGUAUCAGUUGAUGUGUGUCCUGGCCACAGAGCUCAUCAUACCACUGUAUACCUGUUUUUAUUUGUUAACAGGUCAUACGAGCCAAUAGAUUCUGUUCUGUUGUUUUUUUCAAAUGUCACGUUGUCUGGAAUGGAAUUCUCAUCACUGAGCUCGCGCGUACGCCGUCAAUCAGGUGCAGUACCCUUUUCAGCCACAGCGACGUGCCAUUGGGCUGGUGGCGCUGUUUCUACAUAGAUGGACAGUAAACAGAUUGAAACAUGGCUACUUGGACUAUAAUGAAUUCCCUGUGAGGGGACACAAAUGACAUAAUUGAAACAUAUCAUCCUAGACGUGUGCGUUGUAUCUUUAAACAAACAAAAGUCAACUUCAUUCAGAUGAGCUUAGUAGAGCCAAACUCCUUUUGUAAUUUGUGGCAUAUUUGUCCCAUUGUUUUUUCUAACAAUUGUAUUUCUGUUUUUCUGUAUAUUUGUGUGUUUUGUUCUUUCUCUUUUUGGUCAGAUCAAUUUGAAAUCCUUUUAGUUUUUCAUUUAACUUCACAAUACUUCUACUCCUUUACUUAUGUGUAUUGUGUUUACUUCUUUGUCCAUAUAAAUAAACUCAAACUAAAAGAA